Mesocestoides corti is the source of this 324-nucleotide messenger RNA. NCBI's taxonomy places the organism in Eukaryota, Metazoa, Platyhelminthes, Cestoda, Cyclophyllidea, Mesocestoididae. The record is from the annotation of a GenBank genome assembly.
AUGAAAGAGCAGUUGUCUUCCGCGGUCCCCCCAGACUCCGUGCAGAGCGACAGGACAGCAGGAGGUCCGAGCGAUCUUGAAGUGGGUUCUCAAGGCACUAACCAGUCCGCCGUUUCCGUCCCUAAAGCCCAGGUCACAUCCACGACGUUGGACGUCGCUGCCCCAUCUACCGUGCCUUCCUCAACUUCAGAACCGGCAAGUAUUUCGCGAAGGGAACUGGGAGAUGAUCCAGAUGUCUUGGUUUCUCCUCAUCUGCGAACCAUCACCCAAUCCGUUGGAGUUCCCGUUAGUAGUAGCACCAGUAGUGGUCACGUCGAGGCCUGA